AUGGGGCCAAAUAAUAAUAUGCAAAAUUUUUAUAUCAAUGAAAAUGAAAUAUUAAGUCCAACGAAAAGGGGUAUAAAGCUUGAUGUUAGCAAAUUAAAUAUUUUUAAUUUUUCAAAUUUAACAAAAAAACAAGAAGAGGUAACAGAAAAAUUUUCACAAUCUUAUCAAAAAAAUAAUAAUUCGUCAUCAUCUUUCUCUAUUCACAGUGUCUCAAACAAAAAAAUAAAAAAACAAAUUUCAAGUGAUACUAACACAGACAGUGAUAGUGUACUUACUUUUGAAUCAAACAAUUUAAAAGAAACAAAUAGUGAUACAACUGACGAGGACGAAAUGGUUAUGUCCCUAAGAAAUAGAUCAAUAAACAAUAAAAAUAGUGAAAAAAUUAAAAAAGUAAAAAUACAAAAUGGGAAAUAUAACAAAACAGAUAGACGAGCAUUAAGGAGUGACAUAUUAAAUGACACACGAAAAAGUACAAGAUUGGUUAAAGAAAAAGUUGAAGAAAAAAUAAAUCAUAAUUUAUCAAAAUCAAAACUUUCAACAAAAAGAAAUUAUUCUCAUCUUUCAAAAGAUAAUGAUAAAAAUGAUUCUAAAAAAAAAAAAAAAAAAAAUAAAAACAUAAGUAGUGACACAGAAAGUUAUAGCAAUUCUUCUUCCCAAUCAUACACAAGCAAUAAGUACAAUAAUGGAAACAACAAAAUAAAUACAAAAACUAUAAAAAAAAAAUUAUAUACAAAUACAGAAAUAGAAAAAAUAGCUAAAUCAACCUACACAAAAUUAAUAAAAGAAAAUUCAUGUGAAUAUCAAAAUGGAGUAAUAUAUGAAAGUCUAAUUAUCAAUAGUGAAAAAUAUACAAUGGGUGAUGAUGUUAUUAUUUUUUGUGACACAGAUUGUAUAGACACAAAUUAUAAACAAAAUAGUAAUACCCAAAUGUAUGAGCUAAAAAAAGGAAGAAUAUCUGGAUUUUACAAAAGCAAUGAACAUACCAAGAUCCAAGCAGAGAUAUGUAUAUACUAUGAUCACCAUGAUCAAGCAUAUAUAGACCAUAUUAAUAAACUAUCAAAAUUACGACGAACUAGAGAUAAUUCCGAAGAUAUAAUUGACAUAAAAUCAAAAGAAUUUUAUUUGUUAGGAAAUAUACAAUUUAUAAUGUUAGAUUCUAAGUUAAUUUAUAAAAAAAUUAAAAUUUUUAAUGAAAAAAAUACAUUUUAUAAUGAUAAAAAGUUAAAAAGUGGAAUCGAUAAAUUUUUAUGUACAUAUUAUAUAAAAGGGAAAGAAGAAAAAAUUUUUGAAAUACAAGAUGAACAACAUUGGGAAGAUCUAGUUAUGGGAUCUAGUAAUUUAUAUUACUACUUUUCAAAUAGAAAUAAUAAUAAUAAAAAAAAAUGUAUAAUAACACCUUUAGACAAAUUAAAAAUUCAUGAUAAUGUAUCAAGUAAUCCUAAAACUAGAAACACAACAAGACAUGCUCCAACAUCAUCUGAAACCAAAUUAGUAAGUACAUCUAAAACUACAACAAAUAAAAUGAAGAAAGAAAAAGAAGGAAAUUUUGAUAAAGACUUUAAAGAAUUUAUAAAACAAGAUCAAGAAAUUUAUUAUACAAAUUUAUUAAAUUCAAUAACCCAUCCAACAGAUAGAGCAAUAAGAAUGAUGCAAUUAGAUGUAGUACCUAAAUAUUUACCAUGUAGAGAAAAAGAAAUAAAAGAAGUUCAUAGCUUUUUGGAAUCUGGUAUUAAACAAUCAGGAAGUAAUCAAAUACUUUAUAUUAGUGGAAUGCCAGGAACAGGCAAAACUGCUACUGUAUAUAGUGUUAUACAACUAUUAAAAAAUAAAAGUAAUAAAAAAUUAUUACCCCCUUUUAAUGUAUACGAAAUAAAUGGUAUGAAUGUAGUUCAUCCAAAUGCUGCUUAUCAAGUUUUCUAUAAACAAUUAUUUAAUUCAAAACCUCCUAAUGCUUUAAACUCAUUUAAAAUAAUAGAUAGAUUAUUUAAUAAAAAUAAAAAAGACAACAGAAAUGUAUCAAUAUUAAUUAUUGAUGAAAUUGACUACUUAAUAACUAAAACACAAAAGGUGUUAUUUACAUUAUUUGAUUGGCCUACCAAAGUAAAUAGUAAAUUAAUAUUAAUAGCUAUUUCUAAUACUAUGGAUCUACCUGAAAGAUUAAUACCUAGAUGUAGAUCACGUUUAGCAUUCGGACGAUUAGUUUUUAGUCCUUAUAAAGGAGAUGAAAUUGAAAAAAUUAUUAAAGAACGUUUAGAUAAUUGUAAAGAUAUUAUAGACCAUACUGCUAUACAAUUAUGUGCAAGAAAAGUAGCAAAUGUUUCAGGAGAUAUUCGAAAAGCAUUACAAAUAUGCAGAAAAGCAUUUGAAAAUAAAAGAGGACAAAAAAUUGUACCUAGAGAUAUUAUUGAAGCUACUAACCAAUUAUUUGAUUCACCUCUAACUACUGCUAUUAAUUAUUUACCUUGGGCUUUUAAAAUAUUUCUUACUUGUGUAAUUAUUGAAUUAAAAAUUAUUAACGAAUUUAUUAUACCAUAUAAAAAAGUUGGAAAUAGAUAUAAAGUGAUGAUACAAACAAGUGGAAAAUGUAUAGGUAUGUAUAAUGAUGUUGAAUUAUUUAAAAUUAUGAUUGAUAAGUUAGUUAAAAUGGGUAUAUUAUUAGUUAGACCCUAUAUACCUCUAGAUUCAAUUGCAAAAAAUAAAAAUAAAGAAACACUUUUAGGAUUUAAUAAUGAACUUGAUAAAAAAAAUUCUGAUAAUAAAUCAUACAGAACACAAGUUAGUCCUGAAAUCGAUCAUGAGUCUGGUGACAUGGGUUUAGAACUUAAUGUUGAACCACAACUUGUUAUUACUGCACUAAUGAAAGAUCCUGAAUGCGCAAAAAAAUUAAACUUUUAUUAA
Molecule: messenger RNA, 2898 nt
Organism: Plasmodium vinckei vinckei
Lineage: Eukaryota; Apicomplexa; Aconoidasida; Haemosporida; Plasmodiidae
Product: origin recognition complex subunit 1, putative
Exons: 2
Coding region: 1-2898 (965 amino acids)
Biological process (GO): DNA replication initiation; mitotic DNA replication checkpoint signaling
Cellular component (GO): nuclear origin of replication recognition complex
Molecular function (GO): ATP hydrolysis activity; ATP binding; DNA replication origin binding
Source: RefSeq, a predicted model, not a curated record